Messenger RNA from Chara braunii, 2641 nucleotides. The record is from the annotation of a GenBank genome assembly. Lineage: Eukaryota; Viridiplantae; Streptophyta; Charophyceae; Charales; Characeae.
UCGUGAAGAGUAGCAGAGAAGUUCUAAGCAGAGGAAAGCCUUGUUUAGUGUGCACGCUAACAGGGUCAGGCCAGCAUGGCCGAAGAGGAUAGAGCUUCCCGCGGUCAGCAUAGCAGAGGUCGGUCUCCUCCAAGUCGCUCAGAUAUUCCAGUUUCAGACGAGGAUAGACUUCGAUUGCUUAUUUCGAAGUGCUACGACGAUGGGAUCCUCCCAGAGAAGUUCAGGCAUGGAGAGUGGAAGAUGGAAGCUGGUGUCAAAACCUUUGUGGUCAACCCACGCCUGGACGAGUUGACCACAAAUUGGUUAAAAGAAAGAACUGUGACAAUUAUUUUUCAACGCGCAGCGAGGGAUUUGCCAAUGAAGGUGAGGGAGGACCUAAUUAGAGCGUAUGAAAAUGGGUGGUACAGGCAAAGAAUCUUUGAUCGCACCACCAAGAGAGGGAGGGUACAUGCGAAAGGGCCGAAUGUUGUCUCCUACGCGGCGAAAUCGAGGGAGGUGGCACAAUGGAUGAUUGCGAAAGCAGAAGACAACGUUGUAAUUAGAGGGGUCGAAUACAGCAUGGUUUUCAAGCCUUGGCUCACAAGAACAGAACUGGAGGAGAGGAGAAGACUGGAGGACGACUCCAAGUUCUGGGUGAUGGCAAUCAGGGUCCCGCUGCGUGCUAUGUUCCACGUGGAGAGUAUGAUAGAGACUUCGAUGGGCCAUGUCAUCAACAGUCUCCCUUCGGAACAGGACAAAACGAGACCGAAAUUGAUGAAUUUGAAAUUCGACCUGGUAAGAGAAGCAGAGGAGAAUUUUGAAGCUGAGCUGCCGAGACUGGGAAGUGAAGUAUUGCAGAUCAAGUUCGUCUGCAAACAUACUCCAUGGUGCACGAGAUGCAGGUGGUGGUACCACACAGCUGAGGAUGGUUGUCCGAGAGUGGAGGAGGACGACGUGGGAGGGAGUAACGUACAGAGGCAAGGCGGCAAUUUCUCAAAUCGGAAUCAGGGACAAGCGGAGGAUCGGCAUAUAAGGACGGCAGCGAGGGAAGUCAUCCCAUUGCAGGAAGGACAGGGACAACAGGAAAGAUUAGGGGCGGCAGGCCCAUCACACACCCAAGGGGCAUCCCAGGACGCAAGGAGAGGAACAGUCGGGCAGAAUAUCGCCCGUAACAGCCGGUCGGUGGCUCCUCAGAAUUCAAGGGGAAGCGAUGGGGCUUCUCAGGACCAAAACAGAGGUGGGUACUCGAGGGAAAUGCCUAGAACACAAACUCCAGGAAGGGAGCAGGUGGCACAACAACAAAUGCAUUACUUACCUCCUCCACAAAUGCCAAAUACGGGCUUUCAUCCGUAUAUACCCCCGUGGGGCCCGAUGGGCUGGCAGGGCAUGGGUUACCAUCAACAUAAUCCGGCUCUGACAGACCAUCCUCCACAGUUCUACAACUGGUAUGGCACCGGCCAGGGCUUAAACUAUUUGCUGCAUGAGGUUGCAGGAAGGGAACUCGCAGUGGACCACGGAGGAAGAGAACGUCAAGCGAGGUGCAGGCAGGACAAAGGUAUUUCCAGGCCAAGAAGACAAGAGGUGGUUCACUCCGACGAGGAUGCUGAUUCUGAGGGUAUUCCGGAGGCACCAACGUCGGAACUCUCCGGUAUGGAGGCUUCGCCAGGAAGGAUCCCCGAGGGCGCAGAUGCAGCCGGGAGAGAUGGUCGGCAAUUUGAGGAACAGAUUUUGCUCCCGCUUGUUUGCACAAUGCAGGAUCAAAAGGCUUACGUUCUAGGUCUCCUUGAUAGAGAGGACAAGCUGAUCCUUCCAACGGCGGGUCUGACGGACGUUCCGAUGCAGUCAACCGUUAGAGAACAAGUAAAGUAUAUGUUUGCGGAUCGUUUCGAAUUUAGACUGUUCCCAGAGUUUUAUAAGCCUAAACUUAGAGUAGAACUGGACGGGGGUAAAGUGGUCAGAUACACAGUCGUCUUCAUUGAUGCCAGGAUCUCUUUGGAGGCUUGGUCGGGUCUGAGACAGGUAGGUUUGGACUCUUUCCCGCUAGAAGCCCUGGCUGAACCCUUGAUGGACAUGUUGGCAGAGGUCGUUGUGGAACCGGGGGUACCAGCCUCUUUUCUGGCUGAUUUGAACCCAAAUAUGCCAAGAUCAAGCAACCUCAUGUCGAGGGUCUUUUGUGACUGCCUUACCACUGAAUGGACAACCCCCACGCAGACCCAAGGCUUAGGGGAUGCACGAGGUACCAACCCCCCAGCAGCAGGAAUCCAAUCUGCAGUUCCAGGAAGCUCUUUGAAUGGGUAAAAUUCGUAUAGUGACUUGGAACGUUCAAGGGCUGGGGGAUUCCAAUUAUGGGAGAAGGAAGGGAACACUUCUCAAAAGUUGGGCGCACCGGAAGAGGGUAGAUAUCCUGCUAUUACAAGAGACUAAGCUAUCGGAGACAAAGCUGACACAGCUAAGGGACUUGUGGGACGAACCUCAGUUGUGGUCUCCAUGCCAGAGAAUCGAAAGGGGGAGUAGCAAUCCUCAUCCACAACCGGAUCGAGGCUAGACUACUCGACAGUGACAGCGAUGCAUGAGGUCGGUGGUGCUGGGUAAAACUGGCCAUUGGCAACGAAGAUUGGCUCCUUGCGACAGUUUAUGCUCCGAAUAAAUCAGGGGAACGCAG